Messenger RNA from Lutzomyia longipalpis, 1100 nucleotides. Its product is annotated as BTB/POZ domain-containing protein KCTD9. NCBI's taxonomy places the organism in Eukaryota, Metazoa, Arthropoda, Insecta, Diptera, Psychodidae. The coding region runs from base 1 to 966 and encodes 321 amino acids. The record is from RefSeq and is a predicted model, not a curated record. Gene Ontology annotation, molecular function: protein binding. The transcript has a single exon. Gene Ontology annotation, biological process: protein homooligomerization.
AUGAGUGAUACACCAUGUGGAAGCAGGACAGUAAUCGAGGCAGAUGAAGUAGCCAAGAAACUCCCCAAAUGGAUAAAAUUAAACGUAGGUGGGAAGAUUUUUGUGACUUCUCUUACAACACUGACAAAAGAGCCAGGAAUGCUGUCCAGGAUGUUCUCUCAGGAUGGUGCUAUGGAUCCUAGUGAUAAGGAUGAACAAGGUGCCUAUCUCAUUGACAGAAGUCCCAAAUAUUUUGAACCGAUUGUGAAUUAUUUGCGGAGUGGGCAGUUGGUUUACGACACCAACAUCAAUCCUCAGGGAAUUCUCGAAGAAGCCCGUUUCUUUGGGGUGGAGAGUGUCAUUCCACAGCUGGAAGAUGCCGUCCGGAGGCUCAAUAUUACAUCUGAUGCUCCAUUGACUCGGAGGGAUGUUGUCAAGGCAAUCAUUCAGACGUGCAAUCUGUCAGAGCUGCGUUUCCAGGGAAUUAAUCUCUCUGGGGCUGAUCUUCGACGGUUGGAUCUGAGAAAAGUCAAUUUCAAGUACGCCUGCUUGUCGCGGUGUAAUCUUUCGCAUGCCAAUCUCACAAAUUGCUGUCUGGAGCGCUGUGAUCUCUCUCAUGCGGACAUGUCGUAUGCUCAGAUGAUCUCCCUCAAAGCCCUCUGUGCCAAUAUGGAGGGUGCCAAUCUGCAGGAGUGCAACUUUGAGGAUCCCACUGGUAGUCGCAGUAAUCUGGAGGGAGUCAAUCUCAAAGGAGCCUGCCUGGAGGGUAGCAAUAUGGCAGGAGUUAAUCUUCGUGUGGCAAAUCUGAAGAAUGCCAACAUGAAAAAUUGCAAUCUUCGUGCUGCAAUCCUCGCUGGUGCUGAUCUGGAGAAGUGCAACUUGUCCGGAAGUGAUCUACAGGAGGCAAAUCUCCGUGGUGCAAACUUCAAAGAUGCUCAACUGGAACUCAUGCUUACUCCACUUCACAUGUCUCAGGCAAUUCGCUAAAUUCCACGAGAGGAAUUUUCAGUAUUUUAAUGGACUCUCACGUAGAUAUAUCGCUUUAUUGUUCCGAUUGUUCCGUAUAGAGAUGAGGAUUAUGUAACAUUAAAGGCUGCUUUAUUUAUCAAAAGAAAAAAAAA